CUUUCAGAUCCUUCCUCUCACUUGUUUAUCAGUAACAAUUAGUUUCAGGUUUAACAAUGCUUAACUACAGCUUGAUGAAAUAAAGGCUGAAUCAGCAAGAAUCAAGGCGAGGUUCUGUCUAGGCUAUCUUGAACUCCAGUCACACUGUUUCUUCUAUACUUCAUAUUUUUUUGCUAGUCUGUGCUUAACUGUGAUUUUUUUCUUCUCUCUGAGGCUCAUCUUGUGCUGCUCUUAACCACAGCCUAACCUGCCUCGUAAUUAUUUAUUUCUGUCUUUUCUAUGGAGUUUUAUCAGUUGACGGCAACAGUGAAUGACCACAAAGUACUGACAACUCCAGAUGAAGUCCUGAAAUAACUACACUCGAGUCUAAAACUGCUGUUGGCAAGGGAAGGUCUUUUUAAUUGUAUUUGCAGAAUUCCCCUUGCUAGUGCCAUUUGUGUUGAAGACAAGGAGGUAGAUGGUUAUUUGUAUUUUAAAUCUUGUGUGUUAAUUGCUAGCUUCCUAGGUCAGUUACCCAAAACAAUGCAUGAAAAGUUUUUGUUGGAAAACUUUAUACUAAAAAAUGCACACAAAAAAUUCACAACUUGUAAAUUAACAUUGACAGAUUGGGGUAAUUUUUAACUGGUGCAAAGAACAAAUAAGCCUCUUUCUGCCUGGAGAUGGGAGAUGGCACAAACCACAUCUGUUGAAGGGAAACCUAGAUAGGUGUUUGCAGGUCCCAGUGGUUGAAAAUGUGCUUUGGAAGCUUAAUCAGGAAAUGAUGGGAAGAGCUGCACCUGGUGCCUUCUCAGUACAAGUUGUUCAAGGUUGUAGAUUCCUGGUGGCCUUCAGUGUAAUUAGGUGGAAGUUGGCACCUGCCAAAUCUACCUUGAUAGAAGCUGCAGUGAUUUUAAGCUUGGCCUCCAAGGUUCUGUCUCCUGCAGGUGUGCUCCGGGUACUUUUUAUUCAACUCUGAGGAACAGGGCCCCAUCUUGAAUUCUUUUGCCCUACAGUGUUUCCAAAUGCCCAUCACCUAGGGGAAGCGUUCCUGAGGUGGAAGAGACUUGCUCAGGGGAAGGGGGGCACCCUUCUUAAUAUUUGCACAGAAAAACAUAUAAAAAAAGAGCUCUGCUACACAGCUUUCACAACAAACUCUGGUAGUUUAGAGCUCGUGUCCAAUCUGCCAUAGGAAUGGAAGUUGGAAGUCGUUUGUGCACCGGGAGCAGCAGCUCCUCCGCUGACCCGGUGCCCCACUAACGCGCUGUGUUUGCAGCCCGCGGGCUGGAGAUCAGGCACCCACACCGAGAUUAUUCCCGCUCACUGGGACUUUACGGGAAUCUUCCGUGACAGCCAGUUCGCAGAACUGUUCCUCCUCUCUGAAGCUCCACCUUCUGGCCCUGGUACAAGAUGGUGACGAAGCACGGAUGGAAAUUUCCACCGCUCCGCUCUGGGCUGUACCGGGAGCUGAGCUCUGCCUUCUGCGGAGAGAGGCUUUAUGUUGCCCCAGGCCUGCAAAGCAACGCACAGCUGCUCUGUAUAGCGAGCUUCGUGUGGGGUUUUCCCCCAUAAAUCUCCCUCUGCAGCUGCGAUGUGCUCCCGUGACAGCGAAGGGCUGGGUCUACACACACCACCCGCUUGUAGCCCACAGAGCGGUGCGAGGGGGCCGGGGCGGAGAGGGGAGGACCGGCCGCUGCCUCAGCCAGGCCCGGCCGCGGGGCACACGACACACGACGACACGGGCGGGUCGCCGGGUGCCACCGCGCAUGCGCGGCUGCCGCGCCCCCCGCUCCUCAUGACACACUGCGCAUGCGCACUGCCUGCACUGACACCCCACCCCCCAGGCAUGAGGGCGGCGGGAGGCGCGGAACAUGGCGCUGGGUGGCGGCCAAGGCGGCCGGUGGUGCCGCCGCGCUCCCGUGUUGAGGCGGCGGCUGGGGAUCGCGGAGGGGCUGGAGGCCGCGUCCCCGGCGCGGCCCUACGCGGCGGCGGUGACCGGCGGCGCUGAGGCGGCGAGCGGGGAGGAGCUGCUGGAGGUUUGCCGGCGGCGGCACUUCCUGCGGGGCGGCGCGGAGCCGCGGCCCUGGCGGGCUUACCUCAGCGGCUGCCCCCCGGCCUUCGGGCCGCUGGGCGUGGGGCUGCGGGACAACCUGGCGGCCCAGUGGUGGGACUCCACGGUGGCUUCCCGGGAGCAGGUGUUCGCGGUGGACGCCCCGCUCCACGGCCCGCCCGCCGCCGGCGCCCCGCGGGCCGGGCCGGAGCUGCGGCUGCUGCACCCGGAGACGCUGCGCGGAGCCCUCCGGGGCGACCCGGCUGCGGAGGAAGAGCUGCGGAGCGCGGGGGCGCUCCGGGAGAGCCUCCUGCCCGGUGCGUUGGCACAAUAUACAAGCUGCUUAGAAUUGACGAACAAAAGACUGCCGUGUGGCCUGGCUCAGGUUGGAGUAUGUUUUCACUCUCUUCCCGAAAGUGAACAGCACAACAAAAACCUUAGAAGAAUAGGCGAGAGGACCACGUCUUUGCUUGCAUGGUUUAGUUCUCCCAGAACUGCAGGACAGUGGCUGGAUUACUGGUUACGCCAGAGGCUUCAAUGGUGGAGAAAGUUUGCAGUAGGCCCAUCUAACUUCAGCAGCAGUGACUUUCAGGAUGAAGAAGGAAGAAGAGGAUUUAACUUAAGUUACAGAUUUCCUUGGGGGACAGAAACAAUAGAAACUUUGAAGAACCUUGGUGAUACUGAACUGUUACUGAUGUAUCCAGGGGAUAAUUCAAAAUUGCUUGGCCGAGAUGGGAGGAAGAAUGUUAUUCCCCACGUUCUGUCUGUGAGUGGAAACCUGGACCGAGGAGCACUAGCAUACCUCUUUGAUUCUCUACAGCUAGCUGAGAAUCCGUUAACUAAAAAGAAAGAUUCACAGAGAAAGGUACUUAAGCUUCAUCCUUGUUUAGCACCUCUCAAAGUGGCCCUGGAUGUAGGUAAAGGUCCAACAACGGAGAUGAGACAGGUUUGUCAAGGAUUGUUCAAUGAACUGUCAGAAAACAAAAUUUCUGUAUGGCCGGGUUAUCUUGAAACAGUGCAUGUAUCUCUGGAACAGCUUUAUUCAAAGUACGAUGAGAUGAGUGUUCUCUUCACGGUCUUGAUAACUGAUGCCACUCUGGAGAAUGGAGUGGUCCAGCUGAGGAGCAGAGACACCACGAUGAAGGAAAUGAUGCACAUUUCUAGGCUGAAGGACUUUUUAUCUAAGUAUGUAACAGCAGCCAAAAAUGUGUAAAUUUAAAUUCAUUGAAUAAAAUAGAUUUCUUAAA
Messenger RNA from Columba livia (rock pigeon), 3273 nucleotides. RefSeq names its product DNA polymerase gamma 2, accessory subunit (gene POLG2). The record is from RefSeq and is a predicted model, not a curated record. Gene Ontology annotation, biological process: mitochondrial DNA replication. The transcript is spliced from 8 exons. The coding region runs from base 1848 to 3239 and encodes 463 amino acids. NCBI's taxonomy places the organism in Eukaryota, Metazoa, Chordata, Aves, Columbiformes, Columbidae. Gene Ontology annotation, cellular component: cytoplasm; mitochondrion.